CUGCUGUCCUUAGGACAAAACGUUUCUGACCAAAUCUAAAUUAUUUAAAAUGAUUCUAAAUUAUUUUCUUGACCUGAAACAGCAAAAGGCAGUUUCUCCAUUUGCCCAGUUAGUGUUUUGUGGUUGAGUUUUUCAACAGCAAAGGAUGAAAACAACCACGAAGUCAGCGUUUGUUCGUUUUAUUGAUCGGAAACAGAACGGGUAGUCACUAGUCUCCUAUUUCCGAGGUACCAUGAAUGCAGCAUCAGCUCCGCACGUUGUAGCAGUUGUUCUGCUGCUGUUCUGGUUCUGGUGCUGGUGCUAAAGGCGACCUACUGGGUGUUGGGGUGGGGAGUGGUCCUGUGCCUGGUUCUCCUUUGUGGAACAGGACGAGUCCAGAACUUCAGGUUCGGUUCGUCUUGAAGAAGCCGGACUGUUUGUGGUUUCCCUUCCAGCGCUAGCUUACAUCUGUUAGCUAGCUGCUGCAAGCCCGAGCCUGGAGGCUCGUGCUGCUGCUGCUGCCGCGGUUCUGUACAUGUGACCCAGAACCAGAACCCUUGACUUUGAAUGAUCUGCUAACAGUUAUUGAAGUUAUUGGAGUUUUCUGUUGACGAACGUAGCAGCACCUUUUGCCGUCAUGGUGAACCAAGUCCAGCGUGUCGACGGCAGUUGGCUGUCGUGUAAGAGUGACUCGAGUGGCACCAGCAACAGCGGCGGGGAGAGCUCCAAGGAGAGCUCCCGGUGCUCCACGCCAGUUCUGGACGCCGUCCGCUCGGACCGGCUGAGGGACAAGAUGAGGAGGAGGAUGGAGUCUGGAGACCAGUGGUUCUCGCUGGAGUUCUUCCCUCCUCGAACGGCUAGCGGGGCCGUCAACCUCAUCUCCAGGUUUGACCGUAUGGGUUCUGGAGGACCUCUGUUCAUCGACAUCACCUGGCACCCGGCAGGAGACCCGGGAUCGGACAAAGAGACCUCCUCCAUGAUGAUCGCGAGCACGGCGGUGAACUACUGCGGCCUGGAGAGCGUCCUCCACCUGACCUGCUGCAACCAGACCAAAGAGAAGAUCACAGGUCACCUGGCCAAAGCCAAACACCUGGGCCUGAAGAACAUCAUGGCUCUGAGAGGAGACCCGGUGGGGUCCGACUGGGAGGAGGAGGAGGGAGGCUUCAACUACGCCGUCGACCUUGUUAAACACAUCCGGUCAGAGUUUGACGACUACUUUGAUGUGUGUGUUGCUGGCUAUCCCACCGGCCACCCCGAGGCGGAGAGCUACGAGGACGACCUCAGACACCUGAAGGAGAAGGUGGACGCCGGCGCAGACUUCAUCAUCACUCAGCUGUUCUUCAGAGCCGACACGUUUCUCACGUUCGUGGAUGACUGCAGGGCCAUCGGCGUCACGUGUCCCAUCCUGCCUGGAAUCUUCCCCAUCCAGGGUUACCAGUCCCUCCGUCAGCUGGUCAAGCUUUCUAAGCUGGAGGUGCCCGAGGAGAUCACCAGAGUCAUCGAGCCGAUCAAAGACAACGAUGCCGCCAUCCGGAACUACGGGAUCCAUCAGGCGGUGGAGAUGUGUCGCGUUCUGCUGGACAGCGGAAAAGUACCCGGCCUCCAUUUCUACACCCUGAACCGAGAAGUGGCCCCCACAGAGGUUCUCCGGCAGCUGGGCCUCUGGAUCGAAGACCCCAGACGGCCGCUGCCCUGGGCGGUGAGCGCUCAUCCCAAACGGAGAGUAGAAGAUGUCCGGCCCAUCUUCUGGGCCUCCAGACCCAAGAGCUACAUCUACCGGACCCAGGACUGGGACGACUUCCCCAACGGGCGAUGGGGAAACUCGUCCUCGCCGGCGUUCGGGGAGCUGAACGACUAUUACCUGUUCUACCUGAAGAGCAAAUCGUCUAAAGAGGCUCUUCUGCAGAUGUGGGGGGAGGAGCUGAAAAGGGAGGAGAGCGUCUUUGAGGUGUUCACCUGCUACAUCACAGGCCAACUCAACCGAAACGGACACAAGGUGAUGUGUCUGCCGUGGAACGACGAGCCUCUGGCCCCAGAGACGAACCUUCUGAAGGACGAGCUGGAGAAGGUCAACAGGCGAGGUGUCCUCACCAUCAACUCCCAACCCAACAUCAACGGUAAACCGUCCACAGACGCAGUGGUAGGCUGGGGACCUGCCGGGGGCUACGUCUUUCAGAAGGCUUAUCUGGAGUUCUUCACCUCCAGUGAAAAUGUGAACGCUCUUCUUAAAGUGCUGAAGAAAUACGAGCCGCGCGUGAACUACCACAUCGUUAACGUUCACGGACGAAACCUGACCAACGCCCACGAGAUGCAGCCCAACGCCGUGACCUGGGGCAUCUUCCCGGGCAGGGAGAUCGUCCAGCCCACCGUGGUGGACCCGGUCAGCUUCAUGUACUGGAAGGACGAGGCCUUCGCCUUGUGGAUCGAGCAGUGGGCCAAACUCUACGAAGACGAGUCGCCGUCCAGGAUGAUCAUCAAGUACAUCCACGAUAACUACUUCCUGGUCAACCUGGUGGACAACGACUUCCCUCUGAAGAGCUGUCUGUGGCAGGUCCUCGACGACAUGUUCGAGCUCCUCGACGCGCCGCUGGAGACGCUCGCUGACGGGAUGCCUGGCGACGGGAGCCAUGGCGACGGGAGCCAUGGCGACGGGAGCCAUGACAACGGGACGCUCGCUGAAUAAAAAAUCUGACUAAAAGUUAUUUUAGGAAGGAAUUAACUUUUUAAUUCAAUCUCAGAUUUUACAGAAAAGUGCCUUUAGGAAGAAAAAGUAUUUAACUUAAAUUUUUACGUUUUUAUGAGUGUUUUAUAGAAACUGAGUCGACGUGGAAAUUAAACGACUUUUUAAACUCAGCUGAGAUCCACAUAAAAGAAUAAAACAAAAGAUUAAUUAAAUGUGGAAAUAAGAGACAAAAGUUUUAUAAAAAAUUCUAAAAAUUUCAUGAUUUUCUUUAAAAUUUAAUUUUAAGUGAAAUUUUCUAGAAAAUAGUAUUUUUCUAGUCCUUUUUUUCACUUAUUUAUUUUAAAAUUAUUUUUUUAGUUAAAUUAGUUUGCAACAAAAGAGUCGUUAAAAGAAUAAAUAAUAAAUUAGAUCUUGUAUUAAAAACUACGUUUACAAAAGACAUUUCUGACAAUGAAUAAAAAAGUGCUCCAUUAAAUGUAUAAUCUAAGUAAGCUUAACUUUUACAAUAUUCUGGGUCAUGCUUUGCAAUAAGGGUCCCUUUAUUAAAGUAGCUCUCCAGAGUUUUCCCCUUUCAGGAAUUCUCUAUGUCAGAAAUCCAUAAAAAUGAUCAUCUGUGAUAUAAUGUAAGCAACACGUCUUUUCUUCACUAAACACGCCCCCUGCCCCGCAGAGCUCCGUGCAACGGGAAACUGAGCGCCGACCAGAACUAACCAAUAGCGUUAGACUACCACAUACUUGCCUCAGAUUUAAGGAAUACCUCAGCUGAUGCAGAGUUGAUGAACUUUUCACGGAUAAGAAAGUCUCUAAAAUAUAAAUUUAUGAGAACACAACAUGACAUCAAUCGAUACUUAAUUAAUCCCAGAGGGAAAUUAGAGUUUCAGUACACACAAUUCUGAGAUCAGACAUUCAUGGGCACGACUCAUGACAAGAACUGGUGACUGUGGUCAUUCGCAACCCUGUGUCGCGCUUCCUUAAUAGAGAUAAGAGGGUAACAUGAGGAUUGGUUCAGGUGGAGGGAAAAAAAGGCACUUAAGAGCUGCGCUCCCACCAGGAGGGCAGCUUUGCUCUGCAAGAAAAUAACAUAUGCAACAGACUUCAGACAACACAACAUGAGACUCCAAUAGAAAGGGGGGGGGGGGGGGGCUGGGAUCCUGUUUCCCCCAGCGAGAGCAGCCAUCUACGGCGCUCAGCCACUGUACAGUCACUUGAGAAUAAUACUCGUAAAACGAUGUGUUUUAGCUGUUUGUCGGCUACAGAAGCACAUUUACAAACAGAAACGUGAAGUCGCCAUCUUAAAAAUACAUCAACAGACUUUUUGUGUGAUGUGCUGAUCAGCCACUAGAUGGCGCCAUCGGAUAAGAGAAAUAAUCCAGAAGGAAUUAACAACUACUUAACCAUAUUAUGGGAUGCCAGGCCCACCCCAGCCUUUGUCCUAACCUUAAGGAUGCUUAAUGUCGGGAACAUUAUUAAAGGGGCCCGUUGUUUAUUAAUGUUUAAUAAUGCACUAACGGUAAUAAAUCGACCCUUGUAAAGUGUUUCUCAUUUAUUUUUCUAACUUGCUUUUUUUAAACUCGUAUUCAGAAAAUCUGAUAAAGAAAAAUUUCUCCCACAGGUUAAAAAUCUGAUUUGUCUGAAUAAACAACAAAACAACCUCAGAAAAUCUAAGUAAACGGGAUUUAGAUUCCUCUGCUUCAUUAUUUUAGUAAGUUAUUUUCAUUUCCUUAAAUACGUUUUUUUGUUUUUUUUACUUGAGUGGAAAACUUCGCUCCAGAUGAGACGAGGAAACGUUUUUCUGUUGGAGGAAAAACUGAAAUGUUGAGUUUAUUUAUGUUUCUGUCGUUUAAAACUUGGUGCCCAGAAACAAAAAAGCAAAUAAAACAAAUGAAACCGAACUAAA
Nothobranchius furzeri (turquoise killifish) is the source of this 4559-nucleotide messenger RNA. RefSeq names its product methylenetetrahydrofolate reductase (NAD(P)H) (gene mthfr). The record is from RefSeq and is a predicted model, not a curated record. Gene Ontology annotation, biological process: tetrahydrofolate interconversion. Gene Ontology annotation, molecular function: FAD binding; methylenetetrahydrofolate reductase [NAD(P)H] activity. Gene Ontology annotation, cellular component: cytosol. NCBI's taxonomy places the organism in Eukaryota, Metazoa, Chordata, Actinopteri, Cyprinodontiformes, Nothobranchiidae.